Vairimorpha ceranae is the source of this 168-nucleotide messenger RNA. RefSeq lists its product as hypothetical. The transcript has a single exon. The coding region runs from base 1 to 168 and encodes 55 amino acids. The record is from RefSeq and is a predicted model, not a curated record. NCBI's taxonomy places the organism in Eukaryota, Fungi, Microsporidia, Nosematidae.
AUGGUACAAAAGCCACUUAAAAAAGUUAAGAUAACAAAAAAGCCUACAAAAUAUUUCAAGAGAUCUAACAAAGAUAAAUCAGUAGAUUUUUUAAUUAGUAAAGAAAUAAAUAAGAAGAAUUUACAAAAUGUAAUAGCAUUAAGUAAUAGAAAUAGAAAAAAUAAAUAA